GUUUUGCAUAUAAUCUUGCGGACCGGCUGUUUAACGAGCCUGAGAGCGAGAGAGCGAGAUAAUAACGCUGGCAAAGUGUGAGUAUCGCUUUAACGAACGUAUAUACGAUCAGAGCCGAGUCUCAAGGCAGGAGAGGAAGCCAAUGAGAAAUCACGCCUGGGGGAAAGUGUAAUUGGCCGGCGGCGCGUGUGUAUACCAGAGGAGCCGCUGCGAGAGAGCGAGUCUUCAGUCGAUCUCGAGAAACGCUCUCGAGAGGAGUUUAGUGUUGAAGUUAUAGAGCUGCUGACCGAUCCGGAGCUGUGGGAAAAUGAAAACCGUCUACUUCCUAAUUGUGCUGCUGUCGCUGUCGCUCGUCGUCGACGUCGACGCAGGAUGGAAGUUCUGGAAGAAGAAGAAGGACGACCCAACCUCCACCGAAGACCCUCUAUCCUCCAGUACCGUCGCCACUCCGAGCACGACCUUAGCCGCAAAGGUCACACCUGCACCGGCUACUCAAAAGCGAGCCACGACACCGGCUAGCGCCAACCGAGGCAUAGCAGCAGCAGCUGAUCCUGCACUUGCCAUCGGAGUCGGAAACAUAGGUGGAAACAUCCGCGAGGAUGCGAGAAACCAGCCGCGCAAACCUAAUCCUGGUACCGACGUCGGCCUGGAUAUCAGUUAUCCCAAACCUGCCAGACCUGGAGUAGGUGGAGGCAGUGGACAGGGAUACAGGGAUUGGGCUGCGGAUUUGACUGGAGCUGGAGAACCUGGUAGGCAGAGCCCUAAAUUGCCUGCUCAGGGUCCAGCGCUUUCAGGUUUUGGUGGACAGCAACCUAAUCAAGGUAACCGGCCAGCUUCUGUUCCUGGAACUCCUACCGGGCAAAAACCAGCUGUGGUGCCAGGCAGCAGACCGGCUUCGGUUCCUGGAACGCCUACCGGACAGCAGCAACCAGCUGGCAGCAGACCAGCUUCGGUUCCUGGAACGCCUACUGGCCAGCAUCAACCUACUGGAUCAACCAGAGCCGCGACACCAGUGACGCAAGCACCAACACCAGCGGCCCGACCAGUGACACCGUCGCCUCAGCAGAGACCAACCGUCACGAUUCCUCCGGCAAAUCAUGACGGCUUCCCACCACUCAGGGGUAGUGCUAACAACUCCCCAGGAGGUGUCUCACCGGCAACCUCGCCAACGGGCGGCAAGAGCUGGGCUGACGUUGCUGGAACUGGAGGCAACAGCCGACCUGGAUCCCCGACUCCAGCACCAAAACUUGCUUCGCCUACUCCUGGUCGAGGCUCUCAGCAACAGUUUGACUACACAAAACCAGGAAACGCCGGUACAGGGCAAUCAGGUCGUCCAGGUAUAGCCGGAACCGGUGCAGCAGUUGCAGGUGGCGCUGCCAUCGGAGCUGCAGCCGUCGGCGCAGCAAAUUCCGGCAAAACCUACUCCAGCAAUCCGACGUUCAGCAAGGGUAACACCAUCACUGACGACGACCUUGAGAAGCUUUCCGAGGCGCUUUUUAUCAAGGACGUCAACAACGCCAACAAGUACAUCACUCUCAAUCUGCAGAAACAGACUACCGGUCAGAGUCCCAAAGACGAAGCACCACAACCGCUCUUCCAGGUAAAACCAGAAGCCCUGCAGAUUUCCACGAUCCAGAAGGUCCUCUCGAUCUACGACAACUACAAGCUGGACACUCGCGAGAACGAGUACAUCAGUCCGGCUCAGCGUCAGGAGGAGAGUCUUCUGGUGGACACCUUCCUGAGUACCAACGUCAUGUCCAUGGCCAUGCGAUUCCUCGCUGACAAGGGCUUCGUCAAGAAGGACUACUACGAUUACAAGGACACGUUGCGUGGAAUGUGGUUCAACCUGUACUCUCGGGGAGAGGGUAAGAUUGGCAGCGCCGGUUUCGAACACGUUUUCCUGACCGAGCUGAAACUUGGUACCGAACUAUCUGGGCUUCACAACUGGAUCUACUUCAAUGCCGAGGAACUGAAGAAGAGGCUGGACUACCUGGGUUACAUCAAGAAGGUCGAUCUUGGCAAUAAAGGAGCGAUCGUUAAGGCUCACGUCAAGUUCAACGGCAUCGACAAGCCAGUGACGACCUUCUUCAUCGGUACAUCGCCCGAACUCGAGAUGGCUCUUUACACGGUCUGCUUCUUCGCUCGACCGGAUGCCAACUGUCCCGUCUCCCUUGGCGGCACCAAGUUCAACAUCGUCACGCACAAAUUCAGAUACCGCGGCAGGGAUCUCAUCGGCUCGGCUUAUCCUGAAAUUUAAGUGCUUGCAAACGCUUUUGAAUAUUUACUUUUGACUGACUAAAAAAUUGAAUACUACGAGAGAGGUUUGCAAGUGUUUAAAAAUUCUAUAGUAGAUGUAGAACUAUGCUAAAAGUUAAGAAUCUCAACGCAGCUCUAAUGACAAUUAAUUUUAAACCUGUAACUUAUUGUAAGAAUUCUGUGCAACGAUUCAUAUCCUAUAAUUUGUAUAAAUGUACGUGUAUAAGAUUUCUGAAGUGUCCUUAAUACGCUGACGAUUUGAAGAAAACUGUGAUCUUAUGGAGAUUAUGUAAUAAAGCAGUUACGACAAUUGA
This is a messenger RNA of Nasonia vitripennis (jewel wasp), 2570 nucleotides long. Its product is annotated as poly(U)-specific endoribonuclease homolog. The coding region runs from base 308 to 2257 and encodes 649 amino acids. Lineage: Eukaryota; Metazoa; Arthropoda; Insecta; Hymenoptera; Pteromalidae. The transcript is spliced from 9 exons. Gene Ontology annotation, molecular function: RNA endonuclease activity. The record is from RefSeq and is a predicted model, not a curated record.